GAAGUGAACAAUUCUGUGGGCUUUGAAAAAGAUCGUGUGCGGAGCUAUUGUGUUUAUUUAUGGACUUUUCCGUGAUUUUAUCCACCUCCAUACCCCAAUUCUAUCGCCAAAUUACACCCCACACCCUCUCGUGUUGACGGACGUGCGUGACUCGCGGGCAAGUGCGUGCUGAAGGGCAGGAAAAACGUGUGUGUCCAUUUAUAGUUUAUAACACGCCAAAGCGCGUUGCUGCUUCUUGGAUGCCAGCCACCACCGAGAUAUCAAUGGAGGCGCAUUAGAAGGCGAUGGCGACAUAGACGCAGCCACAGUAACCCAGAGACCCACACUGCAGCGCGAACAGGACAUGGUGCGAGGAAGGAGAGCCCGUCCGGCGGCGCCGACCGGCAGUUCCAGUGCCACAUCGCGGAAUCUGCUGGAGGAAUACUGUGCCAGUCCGAAGAGGAAGGACUACAAGCUGGAUCCGCUGAGUAUUCAUCAUGCGCAUGAGAAUGGGACGGAAAAGAUGCCGGGAAUUGAGACAAAAUUCAAGACUCAGAUGGUGUUGAGGCCAUCGUCGAAGAGGAAUGUGAGGAACAUUGAGAUCACGCGGUAUUUUCCGGUUCAGACGACACAGCGGGCAGACGUGAGGGCAAAUGGGGCCUUUGAGACCAUUCAAUUGGUGGAUGAUGACACAUGUGACUCCUUUCCGGAUCGAUCGACGAUGACACAGGAGCCAGAGGUGGAGGAGGAAUCGAAUAUUUUCCUCCAGAAGCCUGUGUUGAAGCUCAAUGUGGACAAAUCACCCAAUCAGGCGUCCUCGAUUGUCAUCAAGAAGAGUCUGGAGGUGAAGUCGGACUUUGCCAGUUUGACAAGCAAUGGCUUUGUCAGCUUCAAUGCUGUCACGCCGACGAAAGUGAAGGAGAAUGGCAUUAGUGCGGAUGUGCUGAAGCCCGUGUCACCUGUGCUGUUGGCGUGUUCUGACAGCAAUUCCUGCGACAGCGGCGUGGUGUCGGAUCGCAGUCAUGACACGACGCCGGGCGCUCGGCUGCGCCACCACAAGAAGCCCACGACGCCCCAUCGGAUUGUGUGUCCGUCGCCGAAGAAGAGUGACGCGGAGAAUGUGAUUGACGUGGAGAAUAAUUCCGCGGAGGUGCGAGAGGAUGGCCAGCGGCGAGAGCCUGCUGAGGUGGUGACAGAAGCGCCUGAUUGUCAGGAGACAGUUGCGGUGCCGCGCGAUGUCUUCUCAGCACCGCCGGCUGGCGCCAGGACGAAGAGUGGCGGCACCACGAAGAAGCUGACCAAUGGCACUGCCCAGAAGAGCAUUAAGGAGUUCUACAAGGUGCGCCGCAGUGCGCGCAAGACGAAGAAGGAGGUGCAGAAGGAGGAGCAGCGCGCCAUCGAGCAGGCCGUGGCUGAGGGACGCGAGCGCGGGCUGGCGGUGAAGCUGUUCAAGGAGAAGGGACGCGGCGUGAUAGCCACGCAGGCGUUCGGCAAGGGGGACUUCGUCGUGGAGUACAUUGGUGACUUGAUCUCGAACUGCGAGGCCGGCAAGAGGGAGCAGAUCUACGCCGAGGAUCACAACGCCGGCUGCUACAUGUAUUACUUCAAGCACAAGAAUGUUCAGUACUGUAUCGAUGCCACGAAGGAGACGGGAAAGAUGGGACGUCUGGUGAAUCACUCGCGCAAUGGGAAUCUGAUGACGAAGAUUGUGGACUACAAGGGAAGACCGCACUUAGUGCUACUGGCCAAAGAGGACAUCGAGCCGGGGAAGGAGCUGACGUACGACUACGGCGAUCGCUCCAAGGAGUCGCUGCUGCAUCACCCUUGGCUGGCAUUUUGAGUGACUGAGGAGAGAAGAAGUCCUUCCCGCCUUUCUCCGGCGCAUCUCCUUCCUCUCCACCUCAGCAGAGAGAGAGAGACAGUUCAGCGAAGAAACUUAAUAUUUAACAUCUCUCACCCUUAUUUAUUCCUCAUGCGAGAGAGAAAAACCGCCCUUUUUGCCUUGAGUCAGCGCGCGUCGAGGCUCUUGUUUUCCCUUUCUUAGGCGUAGUUGCAGAGACAGAAAGAAAAUGUGUUCUUAACGUUUUUCUCUUACUCUUAAUUUCGCUACAUAUUUUACAAAUUAUUUAGGUAAAAAGAAAAGAAAGAAAAUACAGAUAUAAUUCUCUCCUUAUAUUUUCUUUUAGAUAAUGUCACGCUUUCGUUGCUCGAGUUUUUAAGUGUGUUUGAGGUUGAUGCAGAAGAUUAAAA
This is a messenger RNA of Phlebotomus argentipes, 2229 nucleotides long. It is a transcript of the gene Set8, whose product is annotated as histone-lysine N-methyltransferase PR-Set7. Gene Ontology annotation, molecular function: histone H4K20 methyltransferase activity; protein binding. The transcript has 3 exons. The record is from RefSeq and is a predicted model, not a curated record. Bases 344 to 1819 code for a protein of 491 amino acids. Lineage: Eukaryota; Metazoa; Arthropoda; Insecta; Diptera; Psychodidae.